Neohortaea acidophila is the source of this 1857-nucleotide messenger RNA. RefSeq lists its product as uncharacterized. The coding region runs from base 1 to 1857 and encodes 618 amino acids. Lineage: Eukaryota; Fungi; Ascomycota; Dothideomycetes; Mycosphaerellales; Teratosphaeriaceae. The transcript has a single exon. The record is from RefSeq and is a predicted model, not a curated record.
AUGGAGCACACUCUUUAUGAAGACUACGGUCAAGCACGGCCCAUCCCAAGUGCAACGCUUCCCGAACGACGAAAGAGUCUGGACGGCAGCCAGCGCCAGGGGCCGCGCCAUUUGCAGAAGAAGCGCCCAGAUACCAAGGGCCCUGCAUUCCCCCGACAGAAUGCGCCAGACGUGGAUAUCUUUGAUCAGCUUGAUUCCCUGAGUGCAGAGCAGGCCAUGAAGAUGAGAAAAGGGUCCUUGCGGUACGCCGUGCGGCGAAUAUUCGGACGGCGAUCGCGAGACGUCGAAGACCCCCCAUCUCCAGCGUCUCCUCCGCGCGCGGACUCCAUCGUCGCGGAUUCCAUCCCAGUCGAGUCAUCGAUAAGCUCCGAGGACCCGACACCGUCUGACGAUGCCGUCCAGCGCACUCUCUCCGCACCCGUUUCCAUCUUGCCUCAACCUGGCCUUCGACGCAGUCGAUCACCCUAUCAAUUCCCCCACAGCGCCAGUCUCAAGCCACUUGCCCUUGGCAAUCCAUACACUGCACCCGGAAGUCGAUUGAAGAGACGCAAGUCCUUACCAAGCGUCUUGGUUUCCGAGAGCGAAGCAGCAACUCUCUCCAUGGCGCUUGCGUCACCUCGAACUCCGAUGCAGUCUAGCCCAGACGCGAGCCACGAACUCCCCCCCGAUGUAGUCGAGAUCACAUCCAGACGUGAAAGGAGGCGAUCGCGAAGUGUCGACGACCUGCUGCGUAGCGCAUGUGAAGCGCCGCUAUCGCCACAAAGCGGGAAGCGGGAGAUGCGACAGUGGCGCGAGAGCUUCCAAUACGACGUGUUGCGGGCAAGCGGCUUUACAACCCGAAGCCCUGUCGCAGCAGCCCAAGACCAGCGCCAUGAAGACGACGCCCCUCCGUCCACUCCGAGAACAUCUCCCAAGAAACCCAAGCGAAGCAUCGUUACACCACCUCUACGACAGGACGCCAGCAUCAAAGGAACAGGCGCGACCUCCACUGUCGGCACGGAAGCAUCUCGAGAUCUGGAAGACCGAGUCGCGACACUCGAGGCCGGCGUGCACACAUUCCGUGGACAGCUAGCUCAACUCUCAGCGGAUCGCCGUCGCGGCACUGCACGGAUUGGAGAGUCAUCGCCCGAGAGUGUCAGUUCGCGCGGCGGUCGCUCCGCAAGUGAGCUGGCGAAAGAUUUACAGCAAGAUCUGCCCCCGUCGGACUACCAGUACGAGCGAAGUCGACCCGUGCGGACAACGGCAUCGCCGCCCAGGCGUUCGCCAGUAACCCCCACACGCGCCAAUCCCUCCACACUGACGCCACCAUUGUCAAGCUGCGAUCCGCCAGGCAACAACGACCCUUUCGUCUCGCCCAUCCGCGAAGCAACGAACAAAGCCCUCCACGUCAAUACCUGCACCAACUUCUCCAUGCCGCAAUACACCUUCCGCUCUCUGUACGAGAUGCUGGCCGACGAGCGCUCGGCACGGCGCCGUCUAGAAACCGAAAUGAAGGCUCUGAGGGCGGAGGUUGCAAGCCUGCACGAUCAACUGUCGCAGCAAGCGGACGUGCGAAGUGAACGAAGCAUCUAUCACGCUGCUGUGGAUCCCAUGGUGGGCUCGAGUCGAUUGCAUGCGAUGUUGCAAGGCACAGAGAGCCCGGCGAGCACCGUGCAGUCGCACACGGAGCAUGAAUCAGGCGAGUACCGAGCAGCGCGGGAGAGACUUACGAGCAGGUUCAGCCGAUCGGAGAGCGAGCUGGGGUAUGCGUCGCAGAUGGAGGCAGAAGAGCUGCACACGCCUUACGAUGAGUAUCGGACGCCGAUGGAAGAAUUCUACUUUUUCACUCCGCGGCCGAGUGAUGACGAGACAUUUUGA